Messenger RNA from Lolium perenne, 1538 nucleotides. RefSeq lists its product as uncharacterized. Gene Ontology annotation, molecular function: protein binding. NCBI's taxonomy places the organism in Eukaryota, Viridiplantae, Streptophyta, Magnoliopsida, Poales, Poaceae. The record is from RefSeq and is a predicted model, not a curated record.
UUGUGAAAGAUAUGGCGAGUCAUCUUAAGUAUUCCAUCUUUUUUCUGCUAUGUGCUUCUACAAUAGUAGCCGACUCUACCCAACUAGAAUCUUCUCACAAGAGCAGGACAUCUUACUCUUCGUCCUACUAUCCACGGCCACAAGACUUCCCAAAUGAGCGGCUUUACAAUGCCUACUUCGUUAUCCAGCGCUUCAAGCAUACAAUCUCAUGCGAUCCCAGGAACAUCAUCUCCAGUUGGAACGGCCCUGAUAUAUGUGGCGAGAAGAACUACCACGGUUUCUACUGCACGGCGCCAACUGGGCACGGAGGGAACCUCACGGUCACCUCCAUCGUGUUCCAUGGUUUUGGUCUGUGCGCCCCGAAGCUGCAAGGCUUCAUCGACCAGUUCCCCGAUCUUGCUCUCUUCCAGGCAAGUUCAAACAAGUUGAGCAGCGAUAUCCCCCGUCUUAACGGGCUUCCCUACAUGUACAGCCUCACUGUCGAAAGUUCCCUCCCAAUGUAUAAAUCCGAUGACGGGGGACGACAUUGUAAUUAUGCUGAUAUCCUCGAGCUCAUCAAGACACAUCAACCUAUAUGCUUCAUGUACUAUCCUAAUGGCAUCGAGAAGGCAGAAGAAAUCGCCGGCGCCACGAAUGCUCAGGCGCUUCUGCUCAACAGCAACAGCCUAUCGGGGCCGCUUCCAGCGGACCUUGGCUUCUCCAAGGUGAGCUACCUCGCGCUCGCCAACAACAAGCUCACCGGGCCAAUCCCGCCAUCAAUCGCGCACAUGCAAGACUCCCUCCUCGAGGUGCUCCUCCUCAACAACCAGCUCUCCGGCUGCCUCCCCCACGAGCUGGGCAUGCUCACCAAGACAUCCGUCAUCGAUGCCGGCAUGAACCAGCUCACCGGCCCGAUCCCGUCAUCGUUCUCCUGCCUCAGCAGCGUCGAGCAGCUUAACCUCGCCGGCAACCGCCUCUACGGGCAGGUCCCCGACGCGCUCUGCAGUCUCGCCGGCCCGGCCGGCCGCCUCGCCAACCUCACGCUGUCGAGCAACUACUUCACCUCCGUCGGGCCGGCGUGCUCGGCGCUGAUCAAGGACGGCGUGCUGGACGUGAAGCGCAACUGCAUCCCCGGCUUCGCCAACCAGAGGGGCCCGGCGGAGUGCGCCUCGUUCCAGAGCCAGCCCAAGACGUGCCAGGCGUCGAGCGCUCCAGUGGCGUGCCCCGCUGCCGCCGACGACGCCAAGAAGAACGCGGCGGCGCCGGUGGUGAAGGUGGCCCGUGAGUACUCCAGCUACGUGACCUACGCCACUCUGCAUGAGUGAGUGAGGGGCCACACCGCAUGCAGUGGAAGACACCGCGACCUCUCGUCGCUAUUUGCUUUGUACUCUUGUAUGUGUUUGGUGUGCAUGUGAUUGCUCUUUGUAUUCUUUGUACGUGCGUGUGUCGGGGCUAGAACUAGAUCUCGCCUCUUGUACUCUACCGUCAUUUUGUAGUGGUAACCAAAUUUGGAUUGUAUCUUGCAUGUUUUAAUUAUAUUGAUGAUUGAAUUAUGUGGA